Molecule: messenger RNA, 3564 nt
Organism: Liolophura sinensis
Lineage: Eukaryota; Metazoa; Mollusca; Polyplacophora; Chitonida; Chitonidae
Product: toll-like receptor 4
Exons: 1
Coding region: 1204-3207 (667 amino acids)
Biological process (GO): signal transduction
Cellular component (GO): plasma membrane
Molecular function (GO): protein binding; signaling receptor activity
Source: RefSeq, a predicted model, not a curated record
CUAUAGUGCGAGCUGGUACGCACGAAAGCAGUAUUAACCACAGCCAGAGCCCGGUACACUCUUUUCAGAAAAGACUCGUUUUCAUUUUGGUGAACAAAUAACAGUUUUGAAGGCCAAAGUGUAUGAAUGGUAUAAUUACUGUCAAAAGGAACAGGGACAGCUCCGUUCCAUAAGGACUGGUCUCUGACUCGGUGUCUACACAUGCGUCUUAGUUUCUCGGUUAGUAUAUAGGCCCUACACAUUCGUUGGAGCUUCACUGUAAGGCCUGAUCUCUCAGCAAUGGAUGUAAAAGACUUGACGUUGCCGAGCAGCACUUGACGUUUUACGCUCCUGGACUACCACGGAUUUGAUAUUUGAGAAUAUGUUAAGUCUACAUGUAAAAUGUACAUUCGGCCCCAAAAAACCGUCUUAAGUAAACUCUUCGGCUGACUUGAAGUAUUCUUACAUGGACUACAAGUUAAUGUGUUCUUUCGCUUGGAUGUAAUGUGAUUAUAUACAACUGGACACUAACUUCUCCGUUGAUCGAGUGCGUUUUUGGGCGUGACCUAUACGAGUUUAGCCCGGGCGUAUCAGUGAUUACAUACAACUGGACACUAACUUCUCUGCUGAUCGAGUGCGAUUUUGGGUGUGAACUAUACGAGUUUAGCCCGGGUGUAUCGUGUGAACUUCAACAGGAUAUGCUCGUAUCCACUGAGAGACAAGUGAAGUGACAUCAUCUGUGAACUGUACGGCUUAACGACACAGCAACUGUGGCUUAAUCAUCGUAUACUCUUGAUCAUGUGAUCUUUUUGCGGAUUCGACACGUUAUUGUCUAUGGACUAUUAUUUUACCUUUUAUCUGGACUGGUCGUCUCUGAUGAUCGUAUUCAUCCAUCGUUGUCUAAUGAUGGAGCAAUUCCAGAUUUUGAGCAUUGGACUGGUGAUAUGUCUUGUCCUGUUAACUACGGGUUCGUGUGAUUUUAGCCUGGGUCAUGAUUUUAUAUGACAUUUGUCGCGAGUAACAAUCGAGUUUUGAAACAAAAGCAUAACAUUUGAAGUCAACGCACAUUCGAUGCUGAGCAGGCUAUGAAUUCCGGAUUUAAGGUUACGUAUUUUUCCUAUUUCAUCCUUUCCGUGUGAUUCACGACAUGGUGUUUGUUAAAUCGGCUUUCGUUAAAAAGCUUUGAAGUUCGCUGAAUUGGUUUAAAAUUCCGAUCAUCGCGUCAUGGAAACGUUAUGGAUAAUUAUCUGGGCCAUCACCAGCCUGCCCACAGCACUACCGGCCCAACCGAACGUUUCCAACACGACACUUCCUGUCUUGCGCAACGUGAGCCUCCCCACCGGAUGGAAUACAAUGUGUCAUACUUCCGUCGCCUUCGUAGAUUGGCAUAUAACCACCCUCAGUGAAAACGAAGUAAGUAACAUGAUGCAGGUAUCGUGUACACUUCAGGCCAACUCGUCCUUAAAUUUAAUUGAUUUUCGCAACUGGACCGCGAGGAUGCCCUCCAGUCAGAAAUUCGCCGUGCAGGUCAGCUGCUCUAAUAAAGCCGUGUUUCGCGCGCCCUGGCCCAUGAAAGCUAAGAAUUUAGUGUUCUUAAGAAUAAAGGAUUGCAUCAUAGAAGACUAUUUCGUGGAAUACUUCGAUCCCCAGGUCAGCCAAAUUAAAGAUGAAAUACGUGUUUUGGAAAUAAAACAUUCAGUCAUUCCUAUUCAUUUCUUAAAACUACAGGAAUUAGUGAAAAACUAUACCGAAAUUGUUUCAGAUUCAUACUGCGGACCAGUAACAGUAGAGAAGGCGGCAUUCAAUGGGAUUGUGUUUGAACCGAGAUUUCCUUCAUCAUUCGGUGCUCCAUCGGAUUUGUCCGAUGUUCCACCGGGUUGUUCCGAUCCUAAAGACUUCGUGUCUGACACUUUAGGAGGCAAAAGAACAUUAAGUCCAGACGAAUUUCUGAAGAUGAUUGAAAUAGGCGAAGCACUCGACAGGCUCAUCAAACUUUUCCUGGGUACUGAUAUUGGAUUCUCUUGUACGUACGAGAACCUUAUCUUGUUUGACGAGAGCAACUCGGCAUCCCUUUCCUCCAUGGAUGUAAUCAAGAAAAAUUCCAGGUUUAAGGAGCUGCUGACCUACAAUCUCUCCUCGGUUGGCUUUACACGAGUUCCUACUGAGCUCAUCAACUGGAGAUCGUACACCCAUUUCCCCAAGCUGAAGUACCUCGAUCUCUCGCACAACUGUAUCUCCGACUUCGACUUCGCUGACUUCGAUGUUACUGACAAUGUCUCCGCGCCUGAAACAGGCGUCAUCGACCUCCGUUACAACAACAUCACACAACUGAACAAGAAAACAUUGGACUCGCUCUUCAAUCUAAAGAGCGCCACAGUCCUCGUGCAGGACAACCCUUUGGACUGCAGCUGCGAAAGCGUUUCUCAUCUAAUACGUCUCCUGAAAAAUAGGUCAAGUCUAGGGAGAUACGAAUAUUUACGUCGCCUCCAAUGUGCUACUCCUCGCCAGAUUAGUGACAGUCGUACCCAAGUGGGACAACUGACAGAAAGCAGGGUGUGUCCAACAACACCUCAAACGGACUUAAUCAUACUUUGCAGCGCUCUUGGAGCCACAGUGUUGCUGUUGAUAGUGGCGUCUGUCCUUCUCAUUCACUACAGGAAAGAACUAAUUAUCAUCACGUUCACGCGCCUGCGCAUAAAGCUGUCGUGCCGAAAGUCGCCACCGCUGCCAAUGAAAACGUAUGAUGUCUUCAUAUCGUCAUGUGACGAUGAUCGAGAAUGGGUAAAAAAGAACGUCAUCGACGCCUUGAAUAAUUUCAAGGGGAAGUCUUUUAAUAUGUGUCUCCGGGAGAACUGGGAGUAUGGCGUCCCCAUCGCAGAUAUGAUUGCAAAGAGCAUAGACACGAGUGUUCACACGCUCGCGGUGAUUUCCAGCCAGUCUCUUAGAGAUGAAUGGCGUCACUUCGAGUUUUCCCUAGCUCUUCAUCAGAGUCUUCAAGAAAAACGACGCCACCUUAUUGUCCUGUUUAAAGAGGACGUGUCCAAAACGGACCUCUUGUCUGACAUGAGAAAAUACGUGGCCACAACUCCAUGUCUCCAUUUUAACAAACGACUUUACAGAGACAGAUUGAUAUAUGCUUUAUGCCACGAUGAAAAAACCAACCCAACAUUGUCUGCUCGGUCGUCAGAUACCAGUUUGGAAAGCGACAGCACAUUUGUAUCGCUGUGAGGAGGAUACUGCUUCCCCUCUCAUAAAGUCGUUUCUUACCAAUGACAACAGUAAUAUUCGACUGUAGGCUGAACUGCGGAUAAAAUAAAAAAACAUAGAAAAAUGCAAUAAGCGUAGCCUUAAGUCCCAAUGGAUUCAUACACGUCCGUGAAAGGAAUUCAAAUAAGAUUGCUCAAGCAGGCCAAAAACUAAAUAUUUGUUCACGGUGAAUUUUAGAGCAUCUGGUGAAUGUUCCCGGUGUCGAUGUAAGCCUAGCUGUUUGUAAUGGUUUUAAUCGUCUUCUUCUUUUGGACAUUUUCCUUUACGCAUAUCAAAACAAAAAGACCAUUGAAACAAUUUCCUGGAAGUUACUAUAUA